CGAGCAUAGCCUCUUUUCUCCAAGAAAGAAAGGGAGGCUCGCGGGUCGCCACGCACUCGGGUCCACGUCUCUUUUAGCCGCCGCCGUGCCGAUCCGACGGACCGACCGACCAGAAAACCCUAGCCCGUCGCGCCGCCGCCGCCGUCGCCGCCGCAAAAUCUUAAACCCGCACGCCCCUCCCUUGUCCCCGACCUCGCCGGCCGCGGCACCAGCCAUGGCGUUCACCGCGCGCAUGAAGGACCUCAUGAGGAAGUACGGCAAGGUGGCCCUCGGCGUCCACGUCUCCGUCUCCGUCGCCUCCGUCUCCGGUAUGUACGUCGCCAUCAACAACAACGUCGACGUCGACGCCAUCUUCCGCAAGAUCGGCAUCAGCGCCCCCGGCACCGCCGCCGGCGACGCGGCCCUGCCCGCCCCCGCCCCCGCUCCCGGCGCCGGCGACGGGGCCCUCCCCCUCCCCGCCCCCGCCGUCGUCGUCGGCCAGGAGGCGCCGCGGAACCGGACCGGGGAGCUCGCGGCGUCCAGCGGCGGCGCGCUCGCGCUCGCCAUCCUGUGCAACAAGGCCCUGUUCCCCGUCAGGGUCCCCAUCACCAUCGCGCUCACGCCGCCCAUCGCCAGGCUCCUCGCCCGCUGGAAGCUCGUCAAGAGCCUCAAGCAGACCUGAGCUGUGUCCUAUUGCAAGUGCUCUGGGAGAUUGCUGCAUCCAGUCCAGGAUUCAAGGUCCACUUUCCAGGGCAUCCGCAAUGGGGCUACGCCGUAAAUUACUCCACUCUGCCGUCUGGUGCCAUUGCACCUGUUUAUUUUGUCAGGUCAUGGAUGCAUGCACUUGCAAGAUAGUUUCAUACGCAGGAAUUCUUGUUAUCCUCUGAACUCAGAGGCGGCAACUCAUUCUCUGAAUUUUGUAACUUAUACAAAAAAAGAAGGCUGAGAACAGAAUAAGCACUAUUAUGAUUAAUCCAAGUAGGUUUAUUUCUGUGACUUUUCAAGAUUGGUGAUAUCACAUUCUGUUAUCGACAUUUGGUCUGUGAUGGCAUGGUUGGAAUUCAAGCACAAAUCUUUAAUUUGUUUGGUAUCUGUGAUA
Molecule: messenger RNA, 1078 nt
Organism: Aegilops tauschii subsp. strangulata
Lineage: Eukaryota; Viridiplantae; Streptophyta; Magnoliopsida; Poales; Poaceae
Cellular component (GO): mitochondrion
Source: RefSeq, a predicted model, not a curated record